CGCUCGACCGUCAGUCUUAUUUCUUCCAUUCCCUUCGCCGGCGAGGACGACCGAAAAUGCUCAACUUUGAAGAUGUGGAGGAACGUGAUGGAGUUCGGCUGUCUUGGAAUGUCUGGCCUUCGUCGAGGAUAGAGGCGACCAGAACGGUGGUCCCAAUAUCUGCCCUCUACACCCCUCUCAAAAUUCGAGACGACCUACCCCCGGUUCUUUAUGAACCUGUUGCGUGUAAACCUCCAUGCAGGGCGGUUCUCAAUCCGUACUGCCAAAUAGAUAUCAGAGGAAAACUUUGGAUUUGCCCAUUCUGCCUGUCGCGGAACGCUUUUCCACCUCACUACAAGGAUAUCUCGAACACCAAUUUGCCCGCAGAGCUCCUACCCAAAUACACGACUAUCGAAUACACACUUGCUAGACCCGCUCCAGCCCCGCCUAUCUUCCUUUUUGUAGUUGAUACAUGCCUGGAUGCAGAAGAUUUGAAAGCCCUUCGAGACGCGAUUGUUAUCAGCCUCAGUCUGAUCCCACCAUACGCAUUGGUGGGCUUGAUCACCUACGGUACCAUGGCUCAAGUUCACGAAAUUGGCUACGCCGAAUGUACCAAGUCCUAUGUAUUUCGUGGCGGUAAAGAGUAUCAGCCGAAACAAAUUGCGGAUAUGCUCGGCCUCAAUGCCAGUAAUCGCGCCGCUCCCCGACCAGGCCAGCCACUCCCACCUCAGUCCUUCGGCGCUGGACGAUUCCUCAUGUCUGUUCAGCAGUGUGAGUUCCAGCUCACAGGUAUACUCGAGUCGCUUAACCGAGACCCCUGGCCUGUGGAUAGCGAUAAGCGUCCAUUAAGAUGCACCGGCGUUGCUAUGAGCGUUGCUGUUGGAUUACUUGAGACGGCGUAUCCCAAUACUGGUGCUAGAAUUAUGUUGUUUGCAGGAGGUCCGGCAACGGAAGGCCCUGGGCAGGUCGUCAGCAACGAGCUAAAAGAGCCGAUAAGAUCCCAUCACGAUAUUGAACGAGAUAGCGCGAAACACUACAAGCGUGCCAUCAAGUUCUAUGAAGGACUUGCCAAACGCACAUCCAACAACGGCCAUGUAGUGGACCUCUUCGCCGGUUGUCUGGAUCAAGUUGGCUUAUUAGAGAUGAAAUCAUUGCCCAAUUCCACCAAUGGCGUCAUCGUUUUAUCGGAUUCGUUCGCCACCUCAAUUUUCAAGCAGAGUUUCAUUCGCCUUUUCAGCAAGGAUGGGCAGGGUAAUCUACAGAUGGGUUUCAAUGCAACCUUCGAUGUUCAAACCACCAAGGAGCUCAAGGUCUCAGGUCUAAUUGGACACGCCAUCUCAGCUGGAAAGAAGUCAGCCUGCGUCGGCGAAACUGAAAUUGGUAUCGGUCAGACUUCUGCAUGGAAGAUCAAUGUGAUCACGCCUAGAACAUCAACUGGUGUUUACUUUGAAGUCGUCACUCCUGCCGGGCAGCCUCUUCAGCCUGGUUCUAGGGGUUUGAUCCAAUUCAUUACGCACUAUCAACACGCAUCUGGUCAAUUACGCCUACGAGUGACGACUAUCGCCCGUAAUUUUGCGGAAGCUGGUUCGCCGAGCAUUGCCGCAUCGUUUGACCAGGAAACGGCUGCUGUGUUGAUGGCGAGAGUAGCAGUGUUCAAGGCCGAAGUUGACGAAAGUCCUGAUGUCCUAAGAUGGGUGGAUAGGAUGUUGAUCCGUUUAUGUCAGAAGUUUGCGGAUUACAGGAAGGAAGAUCCUACCAGCUUCAGGUUGACGGAUAACUUCAGCAUUUACCCGCAAUUCAUGUUUCAUCUACGGAGGAGUCAGUUUUUGCAAGUGUUCAAUAACAGUCCGGAUGAGACGGCGUUCUACAGACACGCACUGAAUGAAGAAGACGUCAACAAUUCCCUCAUCAUGAUGCAGCCCACACUCAUGUCAUACACCUUCGAUACACCUCCUCAGCCCGUUCUUCUGGACAGUGUAUCUAUAAAGCCAGAUGUCAUCCUGCUCCUUGAUACAUUCUUCCAUAUCUUGAUCUGGAAAGGAGAGGUCAUAUCUCAGUGGGAAAAGCAAGGUUAUCAAGAUCAGGAGGGCUAUGAGAACUUCAAAGAACUUCUGGAGGCUCCGACUCAGGAUGCUCAGGAUCUCCUUGUCGACCGGUUCCCCAUUCCCCGUUACAUCGUUUGUAACCAAGGUGGAUCUCAAGCGCGUUUCUUGUUGUCGAAACUUAACCCGUCUACGACGCACAUGAGCUCGAGUAUGUAUGGCCCGAGCUCCGCCGGUGGCCAAGCUAUCUUCACAGAUGAUGUUAGCUUACAGGUGUUCAUGGAGUAUCUUAAGAGGCUGGCUGUUGGGGCACAGACCAAUUAGGACUCCUUUCAGUUGACAUAUUCUGGUAGAUUUAUUUUUUCUUCUCGUAUUUAUGUACGAUGCAGGUUUAAUUUUUACAAUCAAACAGUUGGAACAGCAGAAGUCCGCUUAUGUAAUUGCGUAGUACUUCACAGCAAUCAAUUGGUAAAAUUUCG
This is a messenger RNA of Marasmius oreades (fairy-ring Marasmius), 2500 nucleotides long. It is a transcript of the gene SEC23, whose product is annotated as GTPase-activating protein S23. The record is from RefSeq and is a predicted model, not a curated record. Bases 57 to 2345 code for a protein of 762 amino acids. NCBI's taxonomy places the organism in Eukaryota, Fungi, Basidiomycota, Agaricomycetes, Agaricales, Marasmiaceae. The transcript has 7 exons. Gene Ontology annotation, molecular function: GTPase activator activity; zinc ion binding. Gene Ontology annotation, biological process: endoplasmic reticulum to Golgi vesicle-mediated transport; COPII-coated vesicle budding; intracellular protein transport. Gene Ontology annotation, cellular component: endoplasmic reticulum exit site; COPII vesicle coat.